AUUCCCAUCUUUUCUCGGGAUCUCUCAACCCAGGGAAGCUGAUGCAGUUCUUGUUUUGAAAGCAGAGGGAGCUCGAAGAUCAAGGCCGGUUACACUUUCCUAGGUUGUGGUCUCCCAGCCCCCGCUGUUUGGAACAGGGAAUUUCGGACAUGCACAACACACUGUGGUAGGGAAUCCUAGAGCAGACAGAACAGGGAGGUGGGGCGGAGGUUCCUGCAGAGCCCUCUGGAGCCGCAGGGGCUUCACGGCAUGACCAGAAGCAGGAGAGGAGGCUGACCCACUUGUUCCCAUCAGCUCCUGAAGGUGACACUGAGCCCUGGGUGGCCCCUCACUGCCAAAGCAGUCACCUGUAUUUGUCAGAUAAAGACAGCCAGCCCGGCUGCCCUUUACCUCCAAGUCAGAGAUCCAGAGAGCCAUGGGCAAAUCGCCAGAGAUGUGGUGCUUUGUCUUCUUUUCUCUUUUGGCAUCGUUUUCUGCUGAGCCUACCAUGUAUGGGGAGAUCCUGUCCCCUAAUUAUCCCCAGGCGUACCCCAAUGAGGUCGUGAAAACUUGGGACAUAGAAGUCCCAGAGGGGUUUGGGAUUCACCUUUACUUCACCCAUCUGGACAUGGAGCUGUCAGAGAACUGUGCAUACGACUCAGUGCAGAUAAUCUCAGGAGGCAUCGAGGAAGAGAGACUCUGUGGCCAGAGGACCAGCAAGAGUCCCAACUCCCCCAUUGUAGAAGAGUUUCAAUUCCCAUACAAUAGGCUCCAGGUGGUCUUUACGUCAGACUUCUCCAACGAGGAACGGUUUACUGGCUUUGCAGCGUAUUACUCAGCCGUAGAUGUAAAUGAAUGCACAGACUUUACAGAUGUCCCUUGCAGCCACUUCUGCAAUAACUUCAUUGGUGGAUACUUCUGCUCCUGCCCCCCAGAAUACUUCCUCCACGAUGACAUGAGGACUUGUGGGGUCAACUGUAGUGGGGAUGUAUUCACUGCCCUGAUUGGGGAGAUCGCAAGUCCCAAUUAUCCCAACCCAUACCCGGAGAACUCAAGGUGUGAAUACCAGAUUCGGCUGCAGGAGGGCUUCCGACUGGUGUUGACUAUCCGGAGAGAAGAUUUUGAUGUGGAACCAGCUGACUCAGAGGGGAACUGCCACGACAGUUUGACUUUUGCUGCAAAAAACCAACAGUUUGGUCCUUACUGUGGCAAUGGAUUCCCUGGACCGCUAACUAUUAAAACCCAGAGCAAUACUCUUGAUAUUGUCUUUCAAACUGACCUAACGGGGCAAAAUAAAGGCUGGAAGCUUCGUUACCAUGGGGAUCCCAUCCCCUGUCCCAAAGAAAUCAGUGCUAAUUCUAUCUGGGAGCCCGAAAAGGCAAAAUACGUGUUCAAAGAUGUCGUGAAGAUAACCUGUGUGGAUGGAUUCGAAGUUGUGGAGGGAAAUGUUGGCUCAACAUCAUUCUAUUCCACUUGUCAAAGCAACGGACAGUGGAGCAAUUCCAGGCUAGAGUGUCAACCUGUGGACUGUGGUGUUCCAGAACCCAUUGAGAAUGGUAAAGUUGAAGACCCAGAAGACACUGUAUUCGGCUCCGUCAUCCACUACACGUGCGAAGAGCCAUAUUACUACAUGGAACAGGAAGAAGGCGGAGAGUAUCACUGCGCUGCUAAUGGGAGCUGGGUGAAUGACCAGCUGGGUGUCGAGCUUCCAAAAUGUAUUCCAGUCUGUGGAGUACCCACCGAGCCCUUUAAAGUACAGCAGAGGAUAUUUGGAGGAUACUCUACAAAGAUUCAAAGUUUUCCUUGGCAGGUCUACUUUGAGUCCCCCCGAGGUGGCGGGGCUCUUAUCGAUGAGUACUGGGUGCUGACGGCCGCUCACGUUGUGGAGGGAAACUCUGACCCAGUGAUGUAUGUCGGGUCCACACUUCUGAAAAUAGAGCGGUUGAGAAAUGCCCAGAGGCUCAUCACUGAACGUGUGAUUAUUCAUCCCAGCUGGAAACAAGAGGACGACCUGAAUACACGGACAAAUUUUGACAAUGACAUUGCCCUGGUGCAGCUCAAAGACCCUGUGAAAAUGGGACCCACUGUUGCCCCCAUCUGCCUGCCAGAAACCUCCUCAGACUACAACCCCUCAGAGGGUGACCUGGGGCUGAUCUCUGGGUGGGGCCGAACAGAGAAUAGAACCAAUGUUAUUCAACUCAGAGGGGCGAAGUUACCCAUAACAUCUUUAGAAAAGUGCCAGCAGGUGAAAGUGGAAAACCCGAAAGCGAGGUCAAACGACUAUGUUUUCACUGACAACAUGAUCUGUGCUGGGGAAAAGGGUGUGGACAGCUGUGAGGGUGACAGCGGAGGGGCUUUUGCUCUGCCGGUCCCCAAUGUCAAGGACCCCAAAUUCUAUGUGGCUGGCCUGGUGUCCUGGGGGAAAAAGUGUGGGACCUAUGGGAUCUACACAAAGGUAAAGAACUACGUGGACUGGAUCCUGAAAACUAUGCAGGAGAAUAGUGGGCCCAAGAAGGACUGAUCCGUAGGUGACAACACCCCUCCAGGGCAUAGCAAGGUCAUUUUUCUCAGAUCCUGGGACGGUCCCAUUAUUUCGAAAUGAUGGAGAGAGGGUGUGGGAGCAUGGUUAACGUUGAACAUGAUUGUCAAGAAGCCUGCUUAGAGGCAGAGUUGAUCACUGAGCCGUGUUGGUUAUUCAGUUGCUAUUGCUAACAACAUGGCGGAAGCCUUUCUGUCUUGCUUCAUCCCACAGGGAUAUCUUAAACGAUUUCCCCCUCAUUUAACCUGCUUGAAAUCCUUAUUGCUUACAGUAAAGCAUGUUUCCAAUUUGGUUCUGGCUGGCUCGAGAGCCACAGAAGGAGAGGGAAAUUUGAGGGUAUUUUGUCAUGGAAUUCAGGCAUCAACAGGUUGUCUGAAACACUAUGCAGUCAGGGAACACAGCCUUUUUUCUAAGUGAGAUUUACCCAAUAGCUGGAAGUCAGAAUUGACUACCUUAGCUUUCCUUUGUGAGUUGUUUCAAUAUGUUUCCUAGAAAUUAGUUUUCUUAUAAUCCUCCUUUGUAUCAUACAAUGUAAUGACUUAGUAAAAGAGAAAUUGAACAUUG
Rattus norvegicus (Norway rat) is the source of this 3082-nucleotide messenger RNA. It is a transcript of the gene C1s, whose product is annotated as complement C1s. The transcript has 12 exons. NCBI's taxonomy places the organism in Eukaryota, Metazoa, Chordata, Mammalia, Rodentia, Muridae. Gene Ontology annotation, molecular function: serine-type endopeptidase activity; calcium ion binding. Gene Ontology annotation, cellular component: cell surface; extracellular region. The record is from RefSeq and is marked validated. The coding region runs from base 416 to 2500 and encodes 694 amino acids. Gene Ontology annotation, biological process: proteolysis; complement activation.